Molecule: messenger RNA, 403 nt
Organism: Aspergillus aculeatinus CBS 121060
Lineage: Eukaryota; Fungi; Ascomycota; Eurotiomycetes; Eurotiales; Aspergillaceae
Exons: 1
Coding region: 127-348 (73 amino acids)
Source: RefSeq, a predicted model, not a curated record
UUUCCAUCGCAUUCUCUCUCUCCCUUCCUACUAGACCGUCAAGCGCCGAGCCUCAUUGGAAGAGAGAUUUCCAGAGUGCCGAAUUCCGCGGGUUUCUCUUCCAGGAGUACCCACAGCCGACUGCGAAUGGAUAGGAGAUGCCGGCUCGACCCUGCUACUUCACACUUCGUUCGUCUGAAUCAUUUGAGCAUUCGCAGUGUCAGUCCUAACACCGCACUGUUCCUUAUAUCGAUUGCCCAAUUGGUCGUGUCGCUAUCAUUUGAAUGUCACGCAGACACACACAUGAGACCUCAAUCGUACUCGGCAAACAUGAAUGAGAAUACAAAACUCUCAGUUCAGAAAUUCUAGAGACUGAGGUCAUGCUAUAAAUGGAUCAUGGAAGCAUGUCCGGCAUCAAAUAAAC